GAGGACUCAGUGGUUUCAAGCAGAACCACGAAAACCUCUGCGAUAACUCCCUCCAGCUGCAAGAGUGCCCGGAGGGAGGAGGAGGGGGCGGCGCAUCUGCCGUGCCCCCCACGCUACCUCAGUCCAUCCCCACCACGCCGGACAUCGAGAACGCUGAGCUCACCCCUAUCCUGCCCUUCCUCUUCCUUGGAAACGAGCACGAUGCUCAGGACUUGGAGAAAAUGCAGAGGAUGAACAUAGGCUAUGUAAUCAAUGUGACCACCCACCUGCCCCUCUACCAUUACGAGAAAGGCAUGUUCAACUACAAGCGGCUCCCGGCUACUGACAGCAACAAGCAGAAUCUCAGGCAGUAUUUUGAAGAGGCUUUUGAGUUCAUUGAGGAAGCUCAUCAGUGUGGAAAAGGUCUCCUCAUCCACUGCCAGGCUGGUGUCUCCCGAUCUGCCACCAUAGUUAUCGCGUACUUGAUGAAGCACACGCGCAUGACCAUGACGGAUGCCUAUAAAUUUGUGAAAGGCAAACGACCAAUCAUUUCCCCUAACCUUAACUUUAUGGGGCAGUUACUGGAGUUCGAAGAAGAUCUAAACAAUGGUGUUACACCGCGAAUCCUCACACCAAAGUUGAUCGGCGUAGAGACUGUUGUGUGACAGCCACGCUGCGAGGAGAUGGUGAAUGAAGGGGUUAACCUGUUCUUCACCUGAUUUGGGGCAGUGACGGGUGGGUUGUGGGUUUUUCUUUUUAGCUUUCAAGGGGGGUUUUGUGGCAAACUUUUUGUGAGUAAAAACCUUUUUUUUGUAAGGGAAGGUUUUUAAAAGAGAUCCAAGAACUUCACUGCGUUUGGGAUGCUGUUGUGAUUUCCUUCCCAGAUGCAAGCAAAGCAGGGAGGCUUCGGAGCAAAAGGAGUACUCUUCAAAAUAAAAAAGACGAGAAGAAGACAUAUUGGGCUUUUUUUUUUUUCUUUUUAAUUUUUCCCUCCUCUCCAGUUACUUGUAGAGAUUAUGGCUAAGUAGUCUGUGCAGGUUCAUAGACUGAAGAAACUUAAGUUGAAGAUGAAGCAUAAACAGAUAAAACAAAACAGAAAAAAACCUCCCUGAAACAUAAGGGCCUUCGUUCUGCAAAGGCUUUGCUAAAGAUAACCUAGCAAAACACUCACUGAUGCAAAGGAAAUCGGAGCAGCUUAAAAAGUCUGCAAGGCACUUUUCACACUCCUGACUCAAACUAAAGAAGAAAAAAAAUAAGUUUAUUUGGCGUGUUUCAUGUUCCAGUUCUAUUUUUCUAUUUUGGGGUGUAAGGUUUUAACAGUAAGGGACUUUGAUCAUUCUAUGCCAUAUGCCUUCACUGGCUUCUUGUGCAAUAAUAAUUUGGGGUUUGUUUUGAGUGUUCAAACCAAUUAGAGUUGGCUGCCCGCUAAUAAUAAGAUAAUUUUUAAAGUGUAAUAGUUCAACGGCAGCCGGCUUGGUUCAGAAAGGAUAAGUGAGAGCAACUGUUUCGUUCCUUUAUAUGGUUUUGAUCCUGGUUACAGUGCCAUAAACCUUGUUACAUAUGUAUAUCAGAAUGUACAAAAAUCGAGAACGAGCAAAGUUUAUUUAAAAAUAUUUUUCGCACAAAAUAUUGGUGUGUUUCAGUUGUCUAUGUAAAAAAAUUUGAUUAUAAAACAAAUUCUUUUGGAAAA
Messenger RNA from Tauraco erythrolophus (red-crested turaco), 1669 nucleotides. NCBI's taxonomy places the organism in Eukaryota, Metazoa, Chordata, Aves, Musophagiformes, Musophagidae. The record is from RefSeq and is a predicted model, not a curated record.